AUGCCACCACCACCUGCGCCGGUUUUCUCUGGUCGGAGUACAAACCCUAGAAAUGGUUUCGUCGCCGGCAAGGAAUCGUCUCCUACUGGAUUCUUCUUUCCUUCCAGGAAUCUAGAAGAUCGAUCAACCAACGGAUCACCAUCAAGGAACAUGUCCAGAUUGGUUGGCUCAAAGAGAUCUCCACCAUCUUCAGACCAAAUAGAGAAGAGAUCAAGCCUUAGAGAUCAGAACCAGAGACAAAACGGGUUCGAUCAUAACCACCAGAGAGUGAACAGAUCAGAAUCAACUGCUCAGGGUCAUCAGGAGAUGGCCACAAACAUCAAUGGAGAGAGAGAGAAAACAACAACAACACAAGUGGGAGUGAUAGAGUGGCCAAGGAUUUACAUUGCUUUGUCUAGAAAAGAAAAAGAAGAAGAUUUCUUGGUUAUGAAAGGAACUAAGCUUCCUCAUAGACCCAGGAAACGACCUAAGAACAUUGAUAAAGCCCUUCAGUAUGGUUUUCCAGGGAUGUGGUUGUCUGAUUUGACCAAGAACCGUUAUGAUGUUAGGGAGAAGAAAAACGUGAAGAAGCAACAGAAACGGAGAGGAUUGAAAGGAAUGGAGAAUUUGGACACAGAUUCUGAGUAA
Arabis nemorensis is the source of this 627-nucleotide messenger RNA. The record is from the annotation of a GenBank genome assembly. Lineage: Eukaryota; Viridiplantae; Streptophyta; Magnoliopsida; Brassicales; Brassicaceae.